Molecule: messenger RNA, 2523 nt
Organism: Beauveria bassiana ARSEF 2860
Lineage: Eukaryota; Fungi; Ascomycota; Sordariomycetes; Hypocreales; Cordycipitaceae
Exons: 2
Coding region: 1-2523 (840 amino acids)
Source: RefSeq, a predicted model, not a curated record
AUGGCUCCCGCCAACGGCUCGUCCAAGCCGCGCAAGGCUGCUCCUGCGGCCGCUGGUGAUGCUCCUGUCGCGCCAGCUGCCGCCGCGACCACCAGCAAGCCCGCCCAGAAGAAGCCCGUGGUGCCCGCCCUGCCUCUGCCCUACGUCAAGCGCCAGGCAGCGGCUGCUUCUGCUUCUGCUUCUGCUUCUGCUUCUACUAAUGCGAGCAAGCCGGAAUCAAAUGGUGACGAAACGAAACCGCAAGGAAAGCAGCACAAGCCCAAGACAUCCAAGUCUCGCAAGGAUGAGAACUGCAAAGCCGCUGCUGCGGAGCCAGCCUCGGAGACCCCAAACAACGUCACCAAUGGCUCGGAGAGCGCCGCCCCGUCGCAAGCCCAGACCAACCCAGUCCUAGCCCCGAAUCAGCAGUCGCACUCGCCCAGCACCGCAUCGCCCAGCCGAGGCUCGACGGAAGCUGCAGCGACCGCCAUAGAAAUCAAGCAGGAAGAAAGCGGCGCAAGUGGCCACUCAAGCGCGCCUGUAGGCAUUACUGAGCAGAGAAGCAGCAAGUCUGGUGAGUGGCAUCGCCAUGCCAUCUCCGCCAACCGCUGCUCAGAUUCUAACUCCGACGUGAUAGCAGCCAACGCCACAAACAACAAAGGCCUUAAGCCUCGACCUCCUCCGGCCCUCUCGCCUACCAGAUAUCAUAUGCCUCCGCCUUUCCAGCCCGGCAAUAGGAUGCCCGGCAUGCAUGCCAACGACGACGGACAUAGGGGUCCACGACCGCCUGCCCUCAACGGCCACGCUCAUGUGCACCACCAGGCCCAUCCCAGUAGUAGCAGCUUGCAUUUCGGUGGCUUCCAGGAGUCUCAGAGCUCUAGCCCAGCACCUCCGCACUCGGGCGGUAUCGCCCCCCCUCCGGGCAUGCCCUUCCCAGGUGGUCGCCAGCCAUUCGUGGGCCCGGGUGCUAACGGCUUCCCGCCCAUGAUGCCCUACGGCCCAGACAUGAUGCCGGUGUCGACUUUCGAUAACUACGGAAGACCCCCGAUGGCUUAUGCCCCUCCCGAGUCCUACCACCCCUAUCGCAACAAUUACCACCCAUCAGCCCCCCAUAGCUUCCACGACUCUCAUUCUUCCAUGGAGGAAUUCAACCAGCAGCAGUACGGUGGUAGAGGACCUAUGCGCAAUGGUGGCCCUCCCGCAGAAGAACAACAGAUGCAAGGAAACCCUGGCCGAAUGUUUGUCCCGCCCGACUUUCAUCGUAUGCUGCCCAAUCCUGCUAUUCCCCCUCAGAUGAUGCCCCCCAGCGAUGAUGCCGACCACCUGGCAGCAUACGCUCAGCAGCAGUUCGGCAAUCUAGCGCUAUCUGACUGCUGCCUUGAGCUCCGCUACCUCGAUGAUCGAGCACCACCUGUUCGCAUUGCUGGCCAUAGGUUCAUGCUCAACCGAUCUGCUGCCUUGGCUGCUCUUAUGCGCCAACAGAUACUUUCGCCAAGCCCACCAGACCGCUCUCAGCAAACCGUGCUGAUCGAGACUAACAGCAAGUGGAUUCGUUCUGACUCGUUCUACAUGGCAGCUCAGCGCCUUUAUGGUAUGCCGCUCUUGCAGUAUCCCGGCCCUCGCAAUCACCAGCUCGACCCUGGUGAGUUGACUGAUGCCGGUUCAAAUGUCGAGCAGCUCGAUUUCGCACUCUCCUAUGCAGCAGCCGGUCAUUUGAUUGGCUGGGCGCCUGUCACUAAGCGUGGCUGCGAGGUAGCUACCCAGCUUAUCGACUGGCAGACGGUCGAAAGAGUUUUGGAGUUCGCACUCGAUGGCCACUGCGAUGUGGGCACUCACGAUACGUUCAGAUAUGGAGAAGGUUCUAAGAUUAUUCUCGACGCUGUGGUCACUUUCAUUGUCCACAACUUCCCCUCCACUUUUGAGCUGGACACUGAAGUCAUCACUCCCGUUCAGUAUGCGAGACUGCCCAUUCAUCCCCCUCCACCAAGCCGGCCCACAGAGGCGAGCGCGGCCUCGCUCGCCGACGAGAAGCCAGUGGUACAGCUCGGCAAGGGACGACGCUCGCAAAAGCUUACUAAUAUUCAGUUCGGUGACUUGACCCUUACUGAGAGCAACCCUGCCUCUGCGACUGAAACACCAAAAGCAACACGCCCAGCACAACCCGUCUCUCACGCAGUCCUGUCUCGAAUCCUACUCAAUAUUCCAUUUACGCAACUCAAGAUGAUCCUGGAAUCGUCCGGCUCGGGCAAUGUUAAUGGCUGGGCCAAUGCCGAAUCGCGAUACCGAAUUGUCAAGUCUGCAGUGGACGAGCGCGAGGCGCGUCGUGUCAAAGCAGUGGAAGCUGUUUCUGACGGCCGUGUUCCAGGGGCCAGAGAGCUGCGCGCCAGCCUGAGAGCUCCUGAGCCUCGCGACAUGCCGCAAUGGGGCGCACUCGGCUGGCACGAAGAGAUGCUGCCUUACGGAAACCCAGACGGCCCUUCUCUGGGACGCAAGUGGGCUCCUCUGUCAGCACCGCAAGGCGGACCUGUUGCUGACUAUCCUUGA